CUGCUGCUCUGUUCGUCUCGGAGAGACACUCGGUGGGGCGGCCCAGGCGCCGGUCCGGCGUUAGGUUACGCUAAUCUCAGCUGGCAGCCAUCACCAUCACAAUAGUACUCAUAAUCUCAUUGUUGAGGUCAAGGAUCCUGGAAAUUUCUCCUCAAGUUGCGUUCGAGAUCAGAGCACAACAUCUUCAUGAUUCUUAUGAUGACGGCUCCGAAGGUCCUACUGCUGUGUUGCUUCACUUUCAUCAUGGCAGGACUACUUCGCCUUCGCCGGUCGCGACGCUAUAUUCCUGUCGAUCCUAGCGGGAUAUCUUUCGCAGGAAAGACCGUGGUCCUGACCGGGGCAACAUCUGGACUGGGUUUUGAAGCGGCUCUCAAAAUCAUCAAUCUUGGCGUGGACAAGCUCAUCAUAGGCAGUCGCAACCUGCAAAAGGGCCAAGAGACCAAAACAGAGCUUGAGCGACGCACCAAUCGACCGGGGGUGGUGCAAGUAUGGCAUUUAGAAAUGAAUAGAUUUCAGAGCGUCAAGAGCUUUGCAGAGCGUGUGAAUGACGAAGUUGACCAGCUAGACAUUGCAAUUCUCAACGCAGGUCUAUGGAAUCGAGACUACACCGUGUCUCCGGAAGGAUGGGAAGAGACGUUGCAGGUCAACACUCUCUCGACAUCUCUUUUAGCAUCCCUUCUCCUUCCCAAACUGAGAAGUAGCUCGUCACCGACUCAGCCGACGCAUCUCACAGUUGUCUCCAGCCAACAAUUUGUUCGGGUGAAAGCGCAGAGCCUCCAAACAGAAGAGCCGUUACUCAAGCACCUGAACGAUCCCCGCCAUUUCAUCGGUCGCCGACAGUACGGGAUCUCCAAGCUUCUGCUGGAGUAUAUGGUCAAAAUGCUUGCGGGUAUGAUCCGCAGGGAGGACGGGACGGUGCCUGUGAUCAUUAAUACCGUAAGCCCUGGGUUUUGCGCCUCGUCACUCGGGCGGCAAUAUCGUAGAUUUUACGAACGAUGGCUGUCUUGGCUGGCGUAUAAACUCUUCGCGCGCACAGCUGAGCAAGGCAGCCGAUCCCUGGUAAGUGCGACCUAUCAAGGGGUGGAGUCCCAUGGUAAAUGUUGGAGGAACGAUGGUUAUCUAAAGUGAGUUUGCCUCGGGUCUCUCCGCGGUCAGAGCUGCUGGUUAACAAAGAACAGCGAAUCAAUGGCAUUAACGACAGGCGCAGAAGGACAACGGUUGCAGAACAUCGCUUGGAACGAGAUCGCGUCUAUUUUGAAU
Messenger RNA from Aspergillus saccharolyticus JOP 1030-1, 1260 nucleotides. RefSeq names its product putative short-chain dehydrogenase/reductase family protein. NCBI's taxonomy places the organism in Eukaryota, Fungi, Ascomycota, Eurotiomycetes, Eurotiales, Aspergillaceae. Bases 199 to 1128 code for a protein of 309 amino acids. The record is from RefSeq and is a predicted model, not a curated record. The transcript has a single exon.